AAACACGCGGUGUGAAAGAAAACGACGAAGAAAGAGGCACCGUUGCAAAGGCUGGUGGUAUCCAAACGACAACAUCCACAACACCCAAGAGCCAAACAACGAGGCUGGCACCGCUAGGCACCGCUAACACACACGAGGUCUCAGACAUCAAAUAUUGAAAAUGGGGAAAAAUAAAAGGCCAAAGAAUUUUUAUAUUCAGCUUGCCAAGAAACAGAAAAAGUAUCACAGUGUUCUGAGCCCUGGACUGACGGGAUUUCUGUGCACAUGCAAUGACCGUGAGAGAGACUGUGUGAUAGAAGCUUACAACAUCCUAAACGAGUAUGCUGACCAAAUGUAUGGCAAAGAGGAGAUUCCAGGAUCUCGCUUCACAAAAGAGGAUGAUGGUAGCAAAUCUCAGGAAGGAAUAAAAUCAAGUGAGGUGGCAGAGAAGACUGAGAAGAAAGUGAGCAGUGAAGAAAAAGAGGAUGGAUAUUCAGAAGGAAGCACUCAAACUAAAGUGUGUGAAGAAGAGAAGUUGAGUGAGGCAGCACAAAAAGAUACAGAAGGACAAAAAGACGUUGAUCACAAGGAACCUGAGAAACAAGAUGAGAGUAAGAUUAAAUCAAAUGUACAGAAGCGAAAAGGUACUGAAGAUUCCAGUGAUUCUGAUGAAGAAUUGUCUGUUGAUGCUGCUCUCAAGGCUGAUGUUGAAGAGCUUCAAAAGGAAAAUGAAAAGAAGCACAGACAUUUGCGGAGAUUUAGCCAGGUGGCAACUGGAGCUAGCAAUUACAUCUUCAUCCGCACCACACUUGAGGACCCUCUUCCCCUCUCACUGACAAUAAUGGACGACAUCCUUAGACUACAGCAGAGGAAAACAAAAAAGCUCAUUCGCAUGAUCCCAGUGCAGACAACAUGCAGAGCCUUUCAGGACGAUAUUCUAAAAGCAGUAAAGAACCAAUGUGAAUCUUAUUUCAAAGAGAAGGGAGGGUCAUUUUACAUUGCUAUUAAGGUAAGAAACAAUAAUUCUGUGCAGCAGGAGCCUCUAAAACUUUCUCUUAUAACUGUGUUAAGUGAGGCUCAUUCUGAAAACUACCCUGAACUUAAAGACCCAAAUGUUGUUGUCAAUAUAGAUGUCAUAAAGAACAUCUGCUGCAUAAGCUUUCUGCCAGGAUAUCUUACAAAAUAUUGUAAAUAUAAUUUGUUAACUUUAGGUGACAAAAAGGAAAAUGCAAAAAGUAUAGCUAAAGUUGAGGAAAAAGAAGUAGAUAUGCCAGAAAAGGAGGAAGAUGCUAAGUGAAAUAUGGAGUACAAAAUCAAAGAAAAAAGAUAGUUGCCUUGUAAAUGCCCUGUGAAUGGUCAUAAGACCUGAUUAAAAGUUUGCGUUUGCAAUGAAAUGUUGUGCUGAACCAUCUUUUACAACAUUAAAUUUUAUUUUUGUACAGAAUUUUAUAUUGCAUUGCUGUUAGCAUUAUAGAAAAUCUGCAUUAGAAUUUUUUAAAUGACCACAAUGUUACUUGUCAAUUAAUUUUCAUGUGUACAGUUGUCUUUUAUGGAUAAAUCCAUAUGCAUUCAAAUAGUAGACAGAACCACAAAUAUUUUUAAUCUUUUAUUCUAUUUAUUUAUUUUAUUUUAUUAUUUUUAUUUAGUGGCCAUGCAGUCAUACAGUGUGGCAUAUCUACACAUGAUUCAUAGGUUGGUUAAGGAAUGUAAAAUUCUUAUUCACAUUGUAUUGGUUUCAUACUUAAUGGUAACU
Eriocheir sinensis (Chinese mitten crab) is the source of this 1732-nucleotide messenger RNA. RefSeq names its product THUMP domain-containing protein 1-like. The record is from RefSeq and is a predicted model, not a curated record. NCBI's taxonomy places the organism in Eukaryota, Metazoa, Arthropoda, Malacostraca, Decapoda, Varunidae. Gene Ontology annotation, biological process: tRNA modification. The transcript has 4 exons. Gene Ontology annotation, molecular function: RNA binding. The coding region runs from base 161 to 1276 and encodes 371 amino acids.